This is a messenger RNA of Kwoniella mangroviensis CBS 8507, 1029 nucleotides long. RefSeq lists its product as uncharacterized. Lineage: Eukaryota; Fungi; Basidiomycota; Tremellomycetes; Tremellales; Cryptococcaceae. The transcript is spliced from 8 exons. The record is from RefSeq and is a predicted model, not a curated record. Bases 1 to 1029 code for a protein of 342 amino acids.
AUGGCCACCCUAUCCCAAGCUCAAGCCCAAUCGACACCGAAAGUACUGGUGUACACCGCAACAGCCGGAUACAGACAUGAUUCCAUACCUACCGCUAUAGAAGUCUUGGGUGACAAUGCGCAGAAGUAUGGAGUAGAAUUCACUUUCUCAGAGGAUAAGAGUUUAUUUACGGACGAGAAUCUGGCGACCUAUGAUGGUGUGAUGUUUGUCUCGAACUCGGAUGAAGUCCUGGACUCUUCAGGUCAAGAGGCAUUACAGAAAUUCUUCCAAUCUGGUGGGGUGUAUACGGGUGUGCAUGCAGCUUCGGCAUGUCUAUUCAAUGAUACUAAUUACCAGCAGGCAGUAGGAGCCUUAUUCGAUUAUCAUCCCCCUAUACAAGAUGCUACUUUCACAAGAUUGAACGAUUCUCAUCCUGCUACGGCCGACGUACCGGAUAGAUGGAGUUUUCAAGAAGAGGUAUAUUAUUUCCGAUCGGAUCCCAGAGAUAACGGCGCCGUGGUCAUAAUGUCAGUAGAUGAAACUAGUUACGUUGACAACGGCACCUCGACAGGCGAUUACCCUUCAAUGGGUGACCCUCAUCCUAUAGCAUGGUACAUUGAUCAGCCGUUGUCUUCUCAACCUCUCGCUGAAGGCGUAAGCAAACCCGGUAGAUCAUUCUACACUUCUUUAGGUCAUCUCAACUCGACAUGGCAAAAUGAAACAUUUAUCAAUCACGUGAUGGCAGGUCUCAAGUGGGCCUUGGAUGGGGGAUCGACCAAAGCGUAUGGCGUCGGGCUCGUCGGCAAUGGAGGUGGAUCCAACUCUACUUCUGCUGCAGGAGGUAGUUCAGCUACAUCCAGUGGUCAAUCAGCUUCUUCCACGACGGGCGGAGGAAGUGCUACCUCCAGUGCGGGAGGUUCUGCAAGUUCCGCUGCUAGUUCGGGUGCUACAUCAUCAGCUGGACACGCUAUUCAGCUAGAUCGUAGAUCCAUGGGGCUGGGUAUAGGGAUGAUAGGCGCUGUCGGAGUUGGUGUGGGAUUGGUGUUGUAA